Haemonchus placei is the source of this 3837-nucleotide messenger RNA. The record is from the annotation of a GenBank genome assembly. NCBI's taxonomy places the organism in Eukaryota, Metazoa, Nematoda, Chromadorea, Rhabditida, Trichostrongylidae.
AUGUCGUCAGAGGCGGACAGCCUUCGACGAUCCAAACGGAAUAAAUUUCACCUAGACGUCGUCUCCAUGCACUUGGUCCAUCCAGAAAGACGACGUACUCAGCCGGGCCGCCUCACACCAUCACCAGACUUGCCUGCUCGUCGUGCAUCAUCACUCAGCCCUUCAGCGCAUGAAAGCCCUGAACCAUCUGAAGAGAAGUCGCGAAGAGUUCGACGACUUCCUGCAAGGAACGCAAGCUAUGUUUUCGACGAUUCGGAUGAUGAUGAAUGCCGUCGAGGUCUUGAAGGAACGAAUCUAUGCGUGAAAUGUCCAGCUCGAUUCGAGACUCGCCCAGGACUCGCGAAUCACUUUAAAUUGCAUUUCGGAGAAAAACGCAAAUUUGCCUGUGAGUUAUGUGACUUUUCGGCGACCACGCUAAAGUCGUUACGUUUUCAUCGACGGGUUCAUGAUCGUUAUGGGGUUGGACCGGCUAGUCUCCAAGAACCGCUCAACAGUGAAUUAUCUAUUGAGGACUUGCGUUGCGAGACGUCAUCAUCCUCUGAAAUUUGCCCGACUUCGUCACCACCACAACUAUCUCCUCCAGCAGCAUACAGUUCAUGUUUGGCAAGAAGUAACACAGAGCCAGGUCAUCUGUCUACGCUCACUUCAAACUCCGCCACACCACCACCAUGCCGUCGAAAUGCAGCUGCUCCUGUUCCUCCAAUGACUCCGCCACCAAAUCUCGUGCGAGUCAUGAACACUAGUGCGGUUUUGAAUCGUGCAUUUCAUGAGAAACCUCGAAAAUGUAUUCAAUGCCCGUACAAGGCAAAAACGAGGGAUCGCAUGAAAAAUCAUAUGAUUGGACAUCAAAAGCGUACCGGUUUCCAGUGUCCAUUCUGCACUUUCAAAAGUGAAUCAGCUGGAUUUCUUAAGCGACAUGUGGAAAUACAUGGCCAAAAGCCGUUUGCGUGGCCUCCUAUUUACGUUGGCGUUAAUACCCAGAAACGAACAGUUGGACCAAUUGAAAAGCGUGUGCAUUGCAGAUCCACAAUGAAGGUGUUGUUUCUUCGUUGUGCCCAGCAACAUCCUCCAGUUGGGGGUCCAAUGAAAUGGCCUUGUCCGAUGACUGGUUGCAAGUUUACUGCUACUGUAGUGCCACAGCACGUUGUCCACCACAUAAGCAGCCAUGUUCCGUCGAAAUAUCGCCGGUUACCUCACCAUACAUGUCUAAAGUGUGGCGUGUGCUUUGGAAGAGCUGGAGCCCUACGCACUCACCGUCUUAUUCGUCACACUCAACGACAUCAUCCCAAGGCGUUACAGUAUUUCAUGCGCGAAAGAGUUGGAUUCAACUAUGUGAGCUUCGCGAAGCCCAAGUUCGAAAUAGAGCCAGACGAAAAGAAGUAUGAACCACAUAAUGACAGUUCGACACCGGUCCAAUCAAUGGAGCCCAGGAUAAUCAAGAUUGAGUCGGAGGAAAUGCUGGCGCAAGCUGUUUCUAUUCUUACGAAUGGAGAGGUGGAAAAGCCAAAACCGAAUGAGUUUUCUUGUACUCUGUGCCCAUAUAAAACCCCUACUCGAUCAAAUCUUAUUCGGCAUGAAGCUAAACAUCAAGUUAAGGAUCUUUUUCAGUGUCCCCACUGUACGUUUUCUGGACGUACGCUCGAAUUCAUUGAGAAGCAUCGUCGGCUCCAUCAGACAAUCGCAACCAUCACUUCGUCCGCAACAAAUUCUCAAAUUCCAUCUACUCAAAUACAAGUGCCAUCAAUGGUCCUUCUACCUGUAUCCAAUGUACCAGUAUCGCUGAUUCCUCUUACGAAAACAGCUCCUGUGAUAACUGUAUCUCUUGGCACUGUACCAGGAGGACAAAUCACAGUACCGACCAGUACUCCCCUACCGAUCACCUUUGCAUCUGUACUCCAAGAACAGACUCUCGUCCAGUCACCUGCUGAUGCAUCCGCAUGCGGGGAACAGAAGCCGAAGUGUCUACCGCGUCGCUCCGCAACUGAACCGUCAUUGCGUUUCAUCGGGUCUGAUGGUGUGAAACGACGUCGUUGUCCCCUGUGUCCGUAUGUCUCAAAAUUUUCAUGCGACAUGCGGUCACACAUGGAAAUGCAUACUCUAAAUGCUCGCUUCAAGUGUACUCAAUGCUCAUACAGUACAAAACGUGCAGUCAGCUUACGAUCCCACAUCGCCCUGCACACUGAGGACAAUGCUAUAAAAGCCAAAAUCGGCAAGCCGAUAAAUAUAGUUGUUCAAAAAGUGCUAAUUGGUGUCAAGCGCGGUCGUGGCAUGUCCGGAUUCUAUUGUUGUGCUCAUUGCCCAUUUGUCACUAAGAUAUGUGCAGAGCUCUGGAGACAUGCCAGGCGGCACAUGGGGGAGUCAAAACGAUUCAACUGCUCUCUUUGCUCAUUUUCAUCAGGGAGCUUAGACAUUAUGGAAGAGCACCAGCUUCUUCAUCCUGAAGGAGUCGCUUUCAUUCGACAUGCCGCUGAUGACGAGAACCCAUCGACCCUGACACCUUCCUAUGUGGAGCUAAAGUGCGACGUGUGUCCUUUCAAAACGACUGUUUACCAAAGAAUGUGGAAUCAUAAGCAGAAGCACAAGAAGACAGCAAAGUUUGUAUGCAGUAAGUGCACAUUCAGCACUGGAUCGGAAACGUGCUUAGAGGAACAUAUGGUUGUUCACAGUGAACCUAACAGCCUCAUGGACACCGGAACAGUGCCAAGUCGCUCCGAAUCCGCCGAUGGAAUUCGUAAGUUGGGCAGUGAAGAAGCAACAACACCCGACUCUCAGAAAGCGUCAAUGCUUGAGGAUAGUGGAACAAGUACGGAAGGAGCACUAAACUCCUCUGCUGAGGCUGAGGUUAAGCCGCCAUGCAUUGCUGCUCGUGUACCGUUGUCAAUAAAAGUGGAACCUUCUGUGGUGUCAUUAAUGCGACCUACAAAAGAAGUACUUCCGGUUUUGAAGAGAGAUCGUCAGGAUGAAGAUCGUCGUCAAUGCCCCGACUGUCCAUUUGUGGAAUCUGAUGAGAUGAUAUUCAAUUUACAUCGUGAAAUGCACGGUGGCCGUACUCGAGCUUUCGCUUGUAAUCUAUGCAAUUACAGCUGUUUUGCUCCGGAAACGCUACAUUGGCAUCUCUCACUUCAUUUGCCGUCACUGAGCCCUGCAAGUGCCAUAGCACAAAGGAAACGAGGAUUGAAUCGACGCGCAUUCCAAGCUUCCGACCCUAUUCCAUUGGGAGCAAAGCAUUUUGCAUGUACUCAGUGCUCAUAUCGUACUGUCCAUGAAGCAAAUUUUGUACAACACCGACAACAACAUGCUCAGCACAUUCAACAGCGUUUGGUAACACAGAUGAAGCGAGCCGCUUCUCAACAAGAAGAGGAUAGCAGGAGGUUUUCGAAGAUGAAGCGGGUUGCAAAGAAAAGUGAUAAGCAUCAUGCUUGUAUUCGCUGUGCAUUCCGGUGCGACACUUCGGUGGCAUAUUCGAGACACUUAGAAAUGCACACACAAAAUGCCAUCUUCAAAUGCCGGAUUUGCGAUUAUUCGGCAAACACAAAGAAUAUUGUUGAUUUUCACGAGCAAAACCACCAUCUGGACCAGUCAAUUACACAGCUUCGAAGGAACGCAAUAUUAGCACCAAAUUUUGUUCGACUGGACGUAACUGUAUCGGAUGAAGAAAGAGCACGUAUAGCUGGCCAAGAGUUGCGAUGUAAGAGAUGUUCGUUUCACACCCUGGAGGUGUCUUUGCUCGCCAAGCAUUGGGAGCAAAAGCAUUGUGAAACGAAAGCGGAUCGAGAUUUUGCAGCUGAUCUACGAAUGGAUUUAGUGCCAGCUAACAGUAUUCUCACAACCGCUUGA